Messenger RNA from Aspergillus chevalieri, 396 nucleotides. RefSeq names its product DUF3759 domain-containing protein. The coding region runs from base 1 to 396 and encodes 131 amino acids. The transcript is spliced from 3 exons. NCBI's taxonomy places the organism in Eukaryota, Fungi, Ascomycota, Eurotiomycetes, Eurotiales, Aspergillaceae. The record is from RefSeq and is a predicted model, not a curated record.
AUGGCUUGGGGCUGGGACGAAUCCGACAAGGCUCACCGUCAGGUGUAUAACAACGAGAACGAGAACAAGCACGAGAGCCACCUCUCCCACGAGGUUCUUGCCGGUGCUGCCUCGUUCGCCGGCAUGAAGGCUUUUGAGGACCACCAGCGCAAGCAGGGCAAGAACGUUUCCCACUCCACCGCCAAGGAGAUCCUCGCCGGUCUCGCCGGUGCGGAAAUCGACAAGCUCGCCGAGACCAAGGGUCUCGACGAGGCCGACAAGAUCAAGGCCCACCACCACGCCAAGAAGAACGCUGAGCACUUGUACGACGACCACUACGUUAACGGCCACGGUGCCGACGAGUACGACCCAAACCGCUACCAGCCUCACAACAGCUUCUCUAGCCGCGGCUGGUAG